This is a messenger RNA of Chaetomium strumarium, 2328 nucleotides long. RefSeq lists its product as uncharacterized. The transcript is spliced from 6 exons. Bases 1 to 2328 code for a protein of 775 amino acids. Lineage: Eukaryota; Fungi; Ascomycota; Sordariomycetes; Sordariales; Chaetomiaceae. The record is from RefSeq and is a predicted model, not a curated record.
AUGGCGAACAUGCCCAAUAUGAACAACAUGGGCGGCCCGGUCGGACCUCCGAUGAACAUGAUGAACAAUGGGGGCCUUGCACCACCGUCCCAGCCACCGAAUCAGAUCCAGCUCAACGACUCGGGGCGGACGACGCUGCUGAAUACGUACAUCUACGACUACUUUAUCCGCAAUCACAUGUUUGAUUGCGCGCGCGCGGUAUUCUCGGCCGAUCCUCACAUCAAGGUCAUCAAGGACAGCCCGGGGAAACAUCGCGAUGAGAACGGCAAUCUGCUCGGGAACGGCGAUGCCAUGGAUACAGACACCAAGGACGGGUUGGACCAGAAACGCCCAGACGAUCUGCCAGCACCCAACCUGCCGGUGCCCACGCCUGACAGCUGCUUCCUGUACGAUUGGUUCUGCCUCUUCUGGGACAUGUUCAACUCGCAGAAAGGGAAGGGCUCAAGCGGCCAGAUCAACCAAUACGUACAGCAUACUCAGGCACAAUCACGUAUGCGUCAGGAGCAGCAGCGGGAGUUGCUUCGCCAAAUGCGCUCCGAAUUCGCUCCACAGCAAUAUCACCCACAAAUGAUGACUCGUAUGCCGAACGGGGCCAUAAACAUCGGAGCCAUGAAGCCGGGGAAUUUGCAACGAACGGCCGUGGCUAACAGCCAGAAUCCCCAAACGAUGCAUCUACUACAGAAACAGGCAGCGGGGCAGAUGCCGCGGGAUCCGUCGGAGGGGAACCGCGGUGGGCCGGGCUCUCCCGGAUCGGCCGAGAAUGCGCCGUCGCCAUCCAAGAGACCCCGCCUCGACGGCGGAGCGCCCUUCAACCCUAACCAAGGAGUCAUGAUGCCUAACGGAAGACCAGGCCAGGGCAUGCCUGGACAGCCACAGAUGCAGACCUUUGCCCCUGCCGCUCCCAAUGCAAAGACACUUGCAAUGUAUUCGACUAACAUGUCGCAGCACCAUGGCAACCAGAUGCCUAAUAAACCCAUGCCACACGCCGCCGGUCCGCAGGGUCAAGGCUCCAUGGUGCCGCCAGGUCCCGACGGCAACUCGCUCAGCCAAUACUACAACCCGGGUGACCUUGGUCCCGGCAACAUGAGGCCUGGAGCGCCCAACGGCCAGGCGACCGCGAACAGCAACCACGCUCUGCAAGACUACCAGAUGCAACUGAUGUUGCUAGAGCAGCAGAACAAAAAACGGUUGAUGAUGGCUCGGCAGGAGCAGGAUAUGACAACGAACAACGUCCCCCGGGUCGACGGUCCCGGCGGCCCCGGCGGCCCCAAUGCUGCGCCAGGACCGAACGGCCAGGGAUUCCAGGGAACCUCGCCGCCCGGUGGGCGGAGCGGUGCCUCGCCUAACCCGUCCGAGUCGAUGAAGCGGAACCAGCAGAUGGGCAACCCCCCUAACAUGGGAUCCCCGCUUCCCGAUGGCGCAGCCCAGUCUCGAAGCUCUCCCAACGCGAUCAACUUCAUGGGCGGCAACAUGGACCCCAACACGGGGCAACACUUUAACAUCAACAUGAACAUGGCUGCUGCCCAGAUAAACGGUAUGCGGCCGCCAAGCUCGCAUCCUCAGUUCAACCAAAUGAAUCAGCAACAGAUAAUAGCUGCACGCCAGGCCCAGGCGAAUGCACAGGGCGUCCCGAUGCAAUGGCAGCAGGGUGGACCCAACGGCCAAAUGGCUGGACAGCCUCCCCAGUCGCAGAUGCAAGGGGGCCCGGCUCAGAACCAGCGGUCCAUGCCGCCUCCCUCUGCCCCGGCUGCGGCAGCGGCCGCCGCUAAUGCGGCCAAUGCACGCAACACGACCGCGUCGCCUCAGGUGACCAACGCUGCCCCCCCGACUCCGCAGCAAGGGAACAAGGCGGCACCCAAGAAGAAGGAGACAAAGUCCACCAAGGCCAAGCCGAAGAAGAGCAACCCUAAUCUUAACAAUGCCGGGGCCACUCCCGCUGCCGACGGCCCCGACGCCAACCAAGAGGCUCCGACGCCCGCCACACCGAUCACCCCGGCCAACCCGGCUGGGUUCCCCAAGAACCAGAAUGUUAACGCAGGCCAGGGCGUGCCGAAUGGUCAGCCUACUGCACCCGUGCCCCCCGCGCAGCCUGCUCCCGUUGCGGCACCGCCGCCGCAUUCGGAUCCCAACCAAGGGACCAGCUUCUUGGAAACUGGCGGAAUGGACUUCUCUCUCGGCUUUGCCGACCCCAUGCAGAGCGAGAACGUCCUGGACGGCUUCGACUUCGACACGUUCUUGCAGGACGGCAACACCGCGGAAGAUCCCACUUUCGACUUCACCCAGGGCUUCUCGAUGGAGGGCGAUACGACGAUUGGGGCGACGGAUUAG